AUGGCGAACGUCAACUUAGCGACGGCGACGGCAAUUAAGACGAAGGAAUCGUCAAAAAGCUUGCUUCUUGGCAGAUACGAACUGGGCAAACUCCUCGGACAUGGAACCUUUGCUAAGGUUUACUAUGCCCGCAACGUUAACACGAAUGAGAGUGUUGCCAUUAAGAUAAUCGACAAAGACAAGAUUUUGAAAGGCGGUCUCACCGCCCAUAUCAAACGCGAGAUCUCAAUCCUACGGAAAGUCCGACAUCCCAACAUCGUCCAAUUGUACGAAGUAAUGGCGACCAAGACUAAGAUUUUCUUCGUUAUGGAAUACGUUAAAGGCGGCGAGCUUCUAGACAAGAUUGCCAAGGGACGAUUAUCCGGCGAUGAAGCUCGCAAAUAUUUCCAGCAGCUAAUCUCCGCCGUCGCCUUCUGCCAUAAUCGCGGUGUUUACCACCGCGAUUUGAAACCAGAGAAUAUACUUCUGGACGAAAAUGGCGAUCUUAAAGUCUCAGACUUUGGAUUAGGCUGUGUGGCUGACGAGACUCGAAAUGAUUGUUUGUUUCAUACAUUUUGUGGGACGCCGGCGUACAUUGCGCCGGAGGUUCUCGCCAGAAAAGGGUAUGAUCCUGCUAAGGCAGAUAUAUGGUCUUGUGGGGUUAUUCUCUUCAUACUCAUGGCUGGCUAUUUACCAUUUCGUGAUGAUAAUAUCAUGGGGAUGUAUAAGAAAAUCUUCAAAGGUGAUUUUCGAUGUCCGAAAUGGUUUUCGCCUCGAUUGACUCGAUUGCUUUCUAGAUUUCUAGAUACAAACCCACAAACUAGAAUCACAAUCCCUGAAAUUAUGACAAGAAAGUGGUUUAUCAAGGGUUUCAAUCACAUUCAAUUUUACAUUGAGGACGAUAAACUGUGUAGUCUGAAAGACGAAUCAAUUGAUGUUGGACUUGGAUCAGAUUCUGAUCAGUCAUUAUCUGAAAAUGAACCAGAUUCAUUUGAGAGAUCAGGGGUUGGAAGCUUUGUAAAGCCGCAGAGCUUGAAUGCUUUCGAUAUUAUAUCGUUCUCACGUGGAUUCGAUCUGUCUGGUUUGUUUGAGGAAGGAGGGGAAGAGGGCGAUGGAUUUAGGUUCUUGACAGGAGCUUCAGUGACAAUGAUCAUAACAAAAUUGGAGGAAAUUGCUAAAAUGGUGAGCCUUAAUGUGAGGAAGAAGGAAUGCAGAGUUAGUUUGGAAGGAUGUAGGCAUGGGGCAAAAGGGUCAUUGACUAUUGUUGCAGAGAUAUUCGAGUUAACAUCUGAAUUGAGAGUAGUGGAAGUGAAGAAGAAGGGAGGGGAUAUGAGAGAAUACGAGGAUUUGUGUAAAAGACAACUCAAGCCUGUUUUACAGACCCUUGUUUGAGAAGAAUAUGAAUAAAUAACCAG
Impatiens glandulifera is the source of this 1394-nucleotide messenger RNA. RefSeq names its product CBL-interacting serine/threonine-protein kinase 12-like. Gene Ontology annotation, molecular function: ATP binding; protein kinase activity. Bases 1 to 1371 code for a protein of 456 amino acids. Lineage: Eukaryota; Viridiplantae; Streptophyta; Magnoliopsida; Ericales; Balsaminaceae. The transcript has a single exon. The record is from RefSeq and is a predicted model, not a curated record. Gene Ontology annotation, biological process: signal transduction; protein phosphorylation.